CAUGUACAUUUGUGAGAAGCAACAACAUAACAAUGGCCGGCAUGUACACAAAACACAGCUGUCAAUUUUGUAUGUACACAGUGUCAUAGUUAGUUGUUUCGUUCUUUGUCGUUCUGAGUAAUUUGAUACAAAUUUUUUAAUUUCAAUAAAUAAAAUAACCAUGGAAAGCGAGGAAUGUUUGAGGACUAUUCUUAAUAUUGUACGUAUUGUCAAUACUGCACACGAAGUGUUCCAGGAGGUAAAUAGAAACUCCCGAAGGUGGUGGGUUCGUCCUGUCAAUAUUUCACGCGAAGAGGAAGGAUUUUAUAGAACAUGCAUCAAGCAGCUUAAGGAAAAGGAUGAGGAGCAUUUUUAUAAAGCUACGAGAAUGAGCGUUGCUAAAUAUAAUUUAUUGUUGUCGCUAUUAAAGCAACGAUUAAAACGUUUUUCAAAUAGAAAACCAAUUCUGCCUGAGACUCGUUUGGCGGUAACAUUAAUUUUCUUGGCACAAGGAUGCAAUUUCAAUGUCCUGUCUUGGUCGUUUAAACUUGGAGUUUCGACAGUCCGAAAAAUUAUAUACGAAACAUGUGACGCUAUUUGGGAUGAAUUGCAUGAUGCAUAUUUGUCAACACCAAACGCACACGAACUUCGAGAUAUUGCAAGCAAGUUCUAUGUAAAGACUGGAAUGCCGAAUUGCUUGGGAGCUAUAGAUGGGAAGCACAUUCGUAUAACAAGCCCAAGAAAUAGCGGAUCGUUGUACUACAACUAUAAGAAAACGUUUAGCAUUGUACUAAUGGCAGUGAGUGAUGCUAAUUACGUGUUCACAUAUGUUGAUGUCGGUGCUCUAGGAAGCCAAAAUGACGGUGGAAUAUUUGCCCGCAGUGCCUUUGGAAAGAAGUUGCUAAAUGGCACACUGGAAGUUCCUUCUGACACAAACUUACCGGGUACAACGAAUAGCUUUCCGUAUUAUUACGUCGGCGACAGUGCGUUUCCACUGAAACCAAAUUUAAUGCGACCAUUUCCCGGCCGCCACUUACCAGAAGAUAAAGACAAAUUUAACUUAGCGUUGUCUAGAGCCCGAGUGCACAUAGAAAACGCAUUCGGAAUUUUGGCCAAUCGAUGGAGAGUAUUGCAUACAACAAUACAUGCUUGCCCAAAGAAUGCAGACAAAAUUGUUUUAGCUACGGUAGUACUUCAUAACUUUUUGAUGUUACAAAAUGACAGGAAUUACUUCACCCUUGAACUUGCUGACCACUCAGAAGGUAACAGAGAAAUACCCGGACGUUGGAGAGAAGAAGCAAAUUCCCUUGAAUCGUUUCAACCAAGAGUAGCCAAUCGCUCAACUGCAAACGCAUUUCAGUUACGUGAAACCCUAAAAGAAUAUAUUUCAAAUAAUGCCGUAUAAUGUUAACUAUUUUCAUACAAUAUUAUUUUUAUCAAUAAAACACAAGGUUUAUGUUUGUAGUAC
This is a messenger RNA of Bactrocera neohumeralis, 1447 nucleotides long. RefSeq lists its product as uncharacterized. Bases 161 to 1384 code for a protein of 407 amino acids. NCBI's taxonomy places the organism in Eukaryota, Metazoa, Arthropoda, Insecta, Diptera, Tephritidae. The transcript has 2 exons. The record is from RefSeq and is a predicted model, not a curated record.